AGAGGCCCUGCUGAUAAGAGAAGUCUUCACCACUUCGGGGGACUCUUCGUAUGGGCUGCGCAAUCGAUAAGAACGGAAAGCAUAAUUUCUUCGUUUGAGCUUAUAGUUAGCUUAGCUGGCCAGCACCGCACCACCACUAAGCUAGCACAGCGUGGCGUCGAGUUUGGAACUGAUAAAAUAUAGACAGUUAGUGUGCGUUGCUUGAAGAAGCGUCCGGGCUGUGUAUUCCUUUAUUUUUUAUUAAUACACAUGUUAUUCUAAGUGAAAAAAUAUAUUUUCUGUCUUGUUUGAGUUCAGAUGCGAUAGGGACUUCUGAGUGUCAUCGGUUUGUAAGUGAUUAGCGGUAAAGCCUCGCUCAUCAGUUGCUAAUCGAACGUUCCUCCGAACGGAUCUCCACUGAGAACAUAAGCAGGCAGAAAUUAAUAAGGUUUAGUCGAAUCGAACCGAGUUCAGAUUUGAAGUUUUGAAAGUUGUCCUGCAACAAUCCAGAAGUGAGUUAGUUGUGCUUUAGGGUAGUUACGGUAAAACACCUAACAGAAAUCCAUCAACAGAAAUGACUCGUAACUUCGACAUUGAUACGGAUCCGCCAACUCCUGAGCUGCUGGAGGUAGCUCGGAAGGAACUUCGAGAGACUCCGGAACUUCGAGAAGCAUCGAUCAAGGAACUGCGCAGCCUGCUGAAGGAAGCAACCGAUUUGCACUACAAAGAUGACGAUGACUUCCUCUUGAUUUUCCUACGCCCAUGCCAUUUCUAUCCGGAGAGUGCCCUCAAAAUGAUGCGUCGCAUAGCCGAGUUCAAGAAGAACUACAACAACCUGCUGCACAACCUGAUGCCGGAGGACGAGAAGCGUGCCUUCACCGAGCACAACGUGGUCAACGUGCUGGCAAACCGCGACCAGAAGGGCCGCCGUGUGCUGCUGGUCAACUGUGGUGCCCUGUGGGAUCCUAAGCAGGUCAGCUCCGAGCAGCUGUUCCGACUGUUCUACCUCAUCCAUCUGAUCGCCCAGCUGGAACCGGAAACGCAAAUUAACGGAGCCGUCGUCAUUAUGGACUUUGACGGGCUCUCGCUCAAACAGGUGAAGGCUCUCUCGCCAUCGUUCUCCAAGCUGUUGCUGACGUUUAUCCAGGAGGCUCUCCCGUUGCGAUUGAAGGAAGUCCACAUCAUCAAGCAACCCUACAUCUUCAAGCUGGUGUGGGCUCUCUUCACUCCGUUCAUCAAGGAGAAGCUCAACAAGCGGAUGUUCUUCCACGGUGGCGACAUGAAGAAAUUCCACCAGUACGUAAGCCCGGAUGUGCUGCCGAAGAAUUACGGUGGAAGUCUGCCCGAGAUUGACUAUUCCGGCAAGGAUUGGUUCCCGUGCGUGGGAAAAUACGUGGACCACAUUGGCCGUUACAACGAGUGCGGAUUCGUGGCCAAGACUGACUAGAGAGGGAAAGAGAAAGCGACCAUUCCAAAGAGCAACGUGUGAAUGCCGAUAGAGUCGUACCUUAGAAGGAAAGAUGAAAAUUGUGUUCUUAUUGACGAAAGUUUAAAGUUUUUAUACUAUGUUAUGUUGUCUAGUACAAGAUUUUUUGCAUGAGAUAUAAAGAUACCGUACCUUAUCGAAUGUUCAGGAAUUCUCCUUUAUAAUAUCAAAACAGUUUACCAUACUCUUGCCAUUGUUAUUGAGAAAAUAUUUUUAAAUAAACUUAAAGCUACAUUCCAA
Molecule: messenger RNA, 1705 nt
Organism: Aedes aegypti (yellow fever mosquito)
Lineage: Eukaryota; Metazoa; Arthropoda; Insecta; Diptera; Culicidae
Product: clavesin-1
Exons: 4
Coding region: 554-1426 (290 amino acids)
Cellular component (GO): membrane
Molecular function (GO): phosphatidylinositol bisphosphate binding
Source: RefSeq, a predicted model, not a curated record